This is a messenger RNA of Scheffersomyces amazonensis, 2938 nucleotides long. RefSeq lists its product as uncharacterized. Bases 224 to 2824 code for a protein of 866 amino acids. The record is from RefSeq and is a predicted model, not a curated record. Gene Ontology annotation, cellular component: plasma membrane. The transcript has a single exon. Gene Ontology annotation, molecular function: calcium-activated cation channel activity. Lineage: Eukaryota; Fungi; Ascomycota; Pichiomycetes; Serinales; Debaryomycetaceae.
CUUGAAGGUGUACUGUAUCUGACUUGUUGUGACUCGUCUACUUUAUUGUCAUUUGUUUAAGUAACUUUGAACUUUUGCAGUAAUUACUCAUCUCAAUUUUAGGUUGCGUUCCAGAAUAAAGUCAUUUGCGCAUUUCAGGGUAUCUUCGAAUAUCUCACCACUUACACACUUUAGCACAUCAUCACAAAUCCUCUAAUUGAUACAAGUUAGUCAGUUACCAGUCAUGUCAUUUUCAUCACUCGAUGAAUACGAUGAUGAUCCAUUGAAUAAGAUGAGAGGUCAACAACGAGUGUUUACAACUCAAUUGACCAUUUGUCUAUUCAUAGGGAUCUCAUCCUUCUUCCUAUUCUGUAUCCUAAGACAUAGAUGGCCUCAUAUCUAUGCUGUCAGAACAUUAAGAAAAUCUUAUAAUAGUCCUCCUAUAAAACCUUUACCUAAGAGUUAUUUUGGUUGGUUACUAGUCAUUUUCUCCAUCACUGAUGAAGAAUUAUUAAAUUAUUCAGGAUUGGAUGCCUACGUAUAUCUUGAAUUCUUUAGAAUGGGAAUCACCAUAUUUCUGAUCUUAUCGGUAUUGGCCAUUGGUAUUCUUAGUCCAAUUCGUUAUUACUUCACAGGAAAUUAUGAUAAAGAUGAUAUUAGUUGGAUUUUAAUUCGUUCACUAGCGCAUUACACAAGAUUUGAUGAUGAACCAGGAGUACCACCUGAUUUUAGUGAUGAUUUCCCUCAAUUCAUGUGGGUAUAUCCUAUAUUCACUUAUUUAUUUUCUUUCAUCAUUUAUUAUUAUUUAUAUAAUUAUACUACGAAAGUAUUAAGAGUUAGGCAAAAGUAUUUAGCAUCUCAAAAUUCAAUUACUGAUAGAACUAUACGAUUAGAUGGUAUCCCAAAGAAAUUAUUAUCUGCUGAUAAAUUAAAACAGUUUGUUGAAAAUUUACAAAUAGGGAAAGUAUCAGACAUAAAGUUGCUUUAUGAUUGGACUCCUUUAGAGAAGUUAUUUGAAAGAAGAGAAAAGAUUAUAUCCUCAUUAGAAAGGUAUUAUUCAACAAAGUAUAAUUUAACUAUUGAUAUUUAUAAUCAAGAUAAAAUACCUUCUGUUUUACCUGAUCUUGAAAAUAUCAAGGAGAACGUAGAUACUAUCAAGAUUGAUAAACAAAUCAAAAUCUUAUCUCAAGAAUUAAUUCAAGUCGAUAACUCUAUUAAAAAACUUCAGCAUAAUCAAGAUGAUCCUUCGUUUAAAAGAAUUAAUAGCGCUUUUAUUACAAUGGAAUCAGUUGCAUCUGCUCAAAUGGCUUCACAAACAUUACUUGAUCCUCGAGUGUAUAAGUUAAUGGUCAGUCUAGCUCCAGCUCCAAAAGAUAUACAAUGGAAUAAUUUUAGAUUAACCAAUUUUCAAAGAAUUCUUACAUCAUAUUCCGUUACCAUAAUUAUAAUUCUAAGUUAUGCUUUCAUUAUAUUUUUGGUUGUUCCAUUAGCUUCAUUAUUAGAAAUUAAAACAAUCACUAAAUUUUGGCCUGCAUUAGGUAAGUUAAUUAGUACUUCCAAAUGGUUAACCACAUUUGUCACCGGUAUUUUACCACCAUUAUUGUUUUCGGCAUUAAGUGUCCUGACUCCUUUCUUUUAUAAAUAUUUAUCUCAAAACCAAGGAUAUUUUUCAAAUAGUGAAAUCGAAUUGUCGACGCUUUCGAAGAAUUUUUUUUAUAAUUUCUUCGUAUUAUUUCUUGUCUUCGUCAUUACCGGAACUAUUUGGGAUUAUUUGUCCUACAUAAGUGACACAACAAAAAUUGCAUAUAAACUUGCAUCAUCGUUAAAGAACAAAUCAUUGUUUUAUGUGGAUUUGAUCUUAUUGCAGGGGUUGGCUAUGUUCCCCGUAAAGUUAUUACAAAUUAGUGAUUUUGUAGUCUUGAAUGUCAUUGGGAAAUUAUUUUUAAUCAAAAAUAUGUUUUUGAGAACCCCAAGAGACUACAGAGCUUAUUAUUUCACACCGCAAAUUUUUGAUUUUGGAAUUCACUUACCACAACAUAUCUUAAUAUUUAUUAUUAUCCUCAUUUAUUCAGUAUUGUCAACAAAAAUAGUUACCAGUGGUUUAGUUUAUUUUAUUUUAGGUUACUUUGUUUACAAAUAUCAAUUGGUUUAUAAUUUUGUUCAUCCACCUCAUUCAACUGGUAAAGUAUGGCCUAUGAUAUUUAGAAGAAUUUUAUUGGGGCUAAUUAUUUUUCAAUUGUUUAUGUGCGGGACUAUGGCCCUCGAAAGUGCAAUUUUAUUAUCUGCAUUAUGCGCUCCAUUAAUUAUUGUUACUGGACUAGUUUUAUGGAACUUUGAAAAGUAUUAUGUUCCAUUAAGCACAUUUAUUGCUCUUAGAGCAAUUCAGAACCCCUUUAACUUUGAUAAAGAAUUUGACGAUGAAAGAUCAUCCCUGCUGGAACAACCGAGUAGAAGUGAGACGCCUCAAGAAUAUGACACAGAUGAUUCGAUUGACGAUGAAAAUGCAAAUCCUCAAUCUCCUGGUAAUGUAUCUGUAACAUUGGAUGAAUCGUCUUUCUUAUUAAGUGGUGAUCAUUCCAUUUAUAAUCAGAAUUCUGCCCUAACGAGACGAAGAUCAACUAUUGAUGAGGAAAGGGAAAAAUCUUCUGAUUACACAUAUCCAUAUUUACUUGACCCUUUACAUGGACCAUGGGUAGGGUUUGAAGGUGAUAUUAUUUCCAUGGUCACGUAUAAUCAUUAUAAUUUAUCUGAUCUAAAUCUUGAAGACGGUGAUUUUUCGAUAAUAUCACAAAGAGAAGAAGAAACUAUAAUCCGAAAACGUUUACGCGUCAAUGAGUGGGAAUGAAUGUAUAGAUGAUAUAGUUAAUGAAAAGUUAGAAUUAAGAAGAUUCAGUAGAAUAUGAGACGAUUCUUUAGACGGAUUUUUGCAGUACAUUUUUUGUCUCGUCUAUUCGCCGCG